Wyeomyia smithii (pitcher-plant mosquito) is the source of this 2686-nucleotide messenger RNA. Its product is annotated as putative cyclin-dependent serine/threonine-protein kinase DDB_G0272797/DDB_G0274007. The record is from RefSeq and is a predicted model, not a curated record. The coding region runs from base 212 to 2356 and encodes 714 amino acids. NCBI's taxonomy places the organism in Eukaryota, Metazoa, Arthropoda, Insecta, Diptera, Culicidae. The transcript is spliced from 2 exons.
AAACAGUAGUCAGUACACUUUCCCAACAAACAUUUCUUUCUAAGGUUAAGCGAAAGCUGCAAGAUUUAAUGAAACCAAAUAUUCGUAUUGUGAAUUAGGUUUCAGUGAAUUUGAAACCAGAACUUCUGCCAAACAAGUGUGAACUGUGCAAAUGGACUGAAAGUGGUUCGAUUGAUUGAGAAGCAAGUGACCGCGGUUGAUUACCCUGAAAAUGCGACGAGUUAAGAUAUGGAAACUAACAAACCUGCUCGCAUUCCUAUCGACGUAUUUAAUUUUCAAUCCGGCAAUUGGUUCUCUAAUCGACAAUGCAAUCGAACAACAGCACAGGGUUAUCAAUGAAAUGAACCAGAACUUUACCGACUUGGAGAAGGCUAGUGAAAAGCUGAUUGAUCUUGGUACCGUUAUUGCACCGCAUAAAGUACCCCCAAAAACUGUCAAGAUCACCAACACCGUAGCAGUUAAAGUACCUGUGCCAUAUCCUGUGAAGGUUCCGAUUCCGGUACCGGUUCCAAUUCCUGUCAACAAACCCAUUCCAGUACCGGUUCCGAAGAUAAUUAAUGUUCCGGAGCCAACGCCAGCGUUGCCAACCGUGAGCACUCCACUUAGCUACAGCGUCACAUCAUCCCAAAGCCCAACAGCAGUUGGACCAACGGCAUCUUCUUUUAGCAGCAGAUCUUCUGGGCCUACAGAACCUGCCCAUUUCAUACCAGGCGAACAAGAAACUGCAUACUCUCAUAAUGAAGAACAAGUUAAAGAAUUCACGCAUUCUUAUCCAAUCCAUUCUGUAUUUGAUGUUGGAGUGGAUUACAAUCCAUACAUGGGAAACCGGCUGUCCGUUAAAAAGGAAGCGACAGCAGCCUCUGAACAACACUUCAGAAAACAUUCAGACUUUGAGCAGCUCCGGGAAUACCAUAGUCACGAUGUAAAACAAUCAGACAACAUUGGUUACCAGAGUGUACAGUCGUAUCCAACAGAACAAAGGAUCCGAGAACCACCUGAGGAAUACCAUAAAUACUAUCAAUCAACCGCUCAACCCGAACAUGGCUCUUCCGUUGGCCAAGAUUACCACAAUGUUUAUACGACUCCCGAACCCGAAGUAGUUCCACAUGCAUACAAAUCAUCCAAGUCGGUUUAUUUCUCCAAAAAUUCCGAAAAAUAUCCUGCUCCAAAGUUUCCAAGACCAACACAUUCGGCUUACCCAACCAAUCCAACUUACUACACCAAACAACAUUCCCAUGAAGAGGAGCCCAAUUAUGAAAAUCAAGAUUACAAAGAUUACAGAGAAUAUCAACACAGAUCUCCGUCAACCGAACAUCGCUUGCAGACCGUGAGAGAUUCCUAUCCUCACUAUGAGCAACCGGAUUUCAGAAAAUAUCACUAUCAGAAACCUUCAACUGAUAACUACAGAGAAAUUUAUUCUGAGCAAACUCAGCAUAAACCCGAGAAAUAUUACGAAAAACCAGCUGAGAUAACUUAUACUACACGCUAUCAGCAAGUAGAACAUGAUGACGCUGAAGAAACUCGAAGACCUUCAACUCAUUAUAAACAAUACGAGUAUCAGAAAGAAUCGUACCCAGAACAAGCCUCUCCUUCCGAACAACAUGAACAACAUGAACAACAUUCUGAGCAUUAUGAAAGACCCAACCCUGAAUCUCAGUACUCACAUGUUGAAACCAGAGAACCCCAGCACUAUACCCCUCAAGAGUAUAAAACAUAUUACACCAAACCUUCUCCAGUUUCCGAAGCUCUAACCUAUCUGGAAGAAAAAGAACGAUCUCGUGGGACUGACCAUAAAGACUACUACACCAAUAAAUUAGAAAACUACAGAGCUCGAACUGCACACCACGAACACAAAGCACAAUAUGCAACUAAACCAAGUGCCAUUACCUAUGACUUUCCCAGUGACUCCCAUCUGCACCCAUCCUACUCGGAAGCACAAUCCGCAAAGUACAGAACUCAGCACUACUAUUCCUCCAAUCCGGACCAACCAUCCUUUGACGAAGCCUCAGAAUCUGAACACAGACACUAUCAACACCAUCAGUCAGAACACAGCCCCAGUCCUUCCCCUUCAACGCACGUAAACUCGUAUGGUCAUGCCGUUACUACCAACAGCGAUCGUUAUCGCGAACAUUACUAUCCCCAACCUUCACAUUAUCAACAACAUCACCACCCCCACAGACAUACGGAUAUCGCAAGCGAUAUGCUCGAAUCAUCCUCGAAAGAUCACGCAGCGUACGAACGUGCGGUCGAGCAUGACCAUCAGGUGGCCAAUCCGAACGAGUAUGCCGAGUACACCCAUGAGCAUCUCCACCACCAUCAUCAUUCGCCACCAGCGACAGACGGAAGGGAUUACUAGACAGUUUCCUGUCCUGGACGUACGAAAUGAUAUCGUAUCUGUGUUUACGCAUUGAUAGCAUGUAAAUUGCACUAUUUAUUAUCAUUAUGUAAUGCUUAAACGCUUCCAGCUUUUUUUUUUCUCUUCGUCUCCCAAUCUCCAAGCGGUAGAGAAGAAAAACAUGCAAGAAUCCGUACGAUCUCGAGUUCCGCUUAUUCGUCUUCGUGUUUUUGUUUUAAAAGGCUUGUAUAUAGCGUAUCGAACAGCGCGAUUAUAUCGUAGAAAUGCAUACAAAUAUUGUUAACUAGUGAAUAAGUCGUAUUCCGAAUGUUACUGGAAACACGUGUACCU